Lactuca sativa (garden lettuce) is the source of this 825-nucleotide messenger RNA. The record is from RefSeq and is a predicted model, not a curated record. NCBI's taxonomy places the organism in Eukaryota, Viridiplantae, Streptophyta, Magnoliopsida, Asterales, Asteraceae.
AUGAAAGCAAUGAAGAAUUUGAUCGUUGAUCGAACACCCAAAGGUCAAAUUCAUAUGUACUCGAAAGGAAACGGAAAAUUGAAAUUGCAAUCAGAAAGGGAAUGGUACUCACGGCACUUCCCAAAGCUAUUAAAGAUUGUCAAUGAUAACUAUCUUUAUUCUAAACUUGCAAAAUACAUAAAUGACAAGUCAGAGUUGUCUAGAGAUAAGUUAGAUGGGCUAGUAGAUAUCUUUGGUAAUGAAGAUAAAGCAAAGGAAGUAAUCGGAGGAGCCAAAGUUUCCAUGGGUCAAGAUUUGUCACCAGUUGACUUGGUUAAUGUGCAGAUGUUUGCAAAACGUGUGAUGGACCUUGCUAAAUACAGAAAGAAGCUUAAUGCCUAUCUUGUUGCUAAAAUGAGUGACAUAGUACCAAAUUUGGUUGCAUUUAUUGGUGAAGUUGUUGGAGCUCAUUUGAUAUCUCAUGCUGGAAGCCUCACAAAUCUUUCAAGAUGCCCUUCUUCUACCCUUCAAAUCCUUGGUGCUGAAAAAGCCCUUUUCAGGGCUUUGAAAUCGAAGGGCAACACAGCGAAAUAUGGUCUUAUCUUUCAUUCAUCUAUUAUCAGGCAUGCAUCUGCUAAAACACAAAGGUCGAAUGGCUCGUUUACUGCUCAGAUGUUACUGGAUUUGGUUGUUGGGUUUGACCAAGAAGCAGCUGCAGUAGUCAUAGGACACCUAGUUUCUUUAAAAAUGGAAACAGAGCUAAUGCUUCAAGCCCCUACUUGCCAUCCAUACCCGGUGGAUUGCCUCACACGACACCAAGUUCAACAUUUUUACCUAGUACACUAG